AUGAGUGGCACUUCAAAGCAACAACCAGGUGAUGGUGGCAAAAGUCCACAGUGUAGCCGGUCAGUAUUACCGGAGGAAGAAGCUGAUCAAAUAGUUAACUCUGGUGGAGGAGAAGUUGCUCUAAAGAAAGGUAUCGAAGUUGAUCAAACAGUUAACUCGGGUGGAGGAGAAGUUGCUCUAAAGAAAGGUAUCGAAGCUGAUCAAAUAGUUAAUGCGGGUGGAGGAGAAGUUGCUCUUAAGAAAGGUAUCGAAGCUGAUCAAAUAGUUAAUGCGGGUGGAGGAGAAGUUGCUCUUAAGAAAGGUAUCGAAGCUGAUAGCACUUCGACGCGAAAACGUAAAGUGUCAUCAUUAUCAAGUGGCAGUGAUGUUGGUAAAAGGUCAAAGCUUAGCCGGUCAAUAUUACCGGAGGAAGAAGCUGAUCAAAGAGUAGAAGUUGCUCUAAAGAAAGGUCCGUGGACAAAUGAAGAGGAUGAAAUUUUGAAAGAUCAUAUUAAAAAGCAUGGAGAGGGAAACUGGAAAGCAGUCCAAAAGAAAUCAGGACUUGCUCGUUGUGGGAAAAGUUGUCGUCUCCGAUGGUCAAAUCACUUGAGGCCAGGAGUGAAAAAAGGUCCGUUUACUGCCGAAGAAGAACGCCUAAUCAUUGAGUGUCACUUUCUGAAGGGAACCAAGUGGGCUCAUAUGGCUAAAAUGCUGCCUGGACGUACAGAUAACGAGAUAAAGAACUUUUGGUACACAAGAUCUAAGAAACGGAAUCGAGAUGGCUUACCAAUCUAUCCUGACGAGAUAAUAUCCAAAUAUUCGUUAAAUGACAGUCAAGAAAGUGCUGACACAUUGCCAAAUGAAUCCAACCAGCAUGAUGAAACAGAAACCUUCAACUUUGAUAUAUCUGACUUGGACCUUAAAUAUUACAAAUUCCGCCCAGAUAUGAUGCCACCACUUUUUGAUUCUCAAGAUUACAAACCAAUUAGCGACUUGGUUAGACAGUGCUCAGAUUCGUCUCAUAAUACCUUAUACAUGCCUAGUGCAGUAGUUCAGCAAAGAUUUUUUUCCAGUAGCAGGAGUGCUGCUGUCCCGGAAGUAUUUGAUCAGUAUGGACAAUACCCUAUGUUGUCUACUCCAUGUGAUCCGAUUCUUAACACCAACCUUCUUCAUGGAUAUGAUAACCCUAUAACUGGUUUUAAUGUCGCGUCAAAUAUCUCUUCUUCUGACCCCAUAUAUGGAUCCAUGAAUUUUGAGCCCCCUUCAUUCCAAAAUUCACAGACUCAACAGCCUACCUGGAGCGACAUGGAUGUGUCGCCACUUCCAUCAUUUGAGUAUGUUGACACGCCAGUUCAGGCUCCUCCAAUUGAGUCUUGUCCGCCAAUUCCAAAUUCUCUAGAUUGGGAUCGUAUAAUUGAUGCAAUAGAACUUCCCUCAGUUGAGUAUGUUGACACGCCAGUUCAGGCUCCUCCAAUUGAGUCUUGUCCGCCAGUUCCAGAUUCUCUAGAUUGGGAUCGUAUAAUUGAUGCAAUAGGACUUCCCUCAGUUGAGUAUGUUGACACGCUAGUUCAGGCUCCUCCAAUUGAGUCUUGUCCGCCAGUUUCAGAUUCUUCGGAUUGGGAUCGUUUAAUUGAUGCAAUAGAACUUCCCUCAGUUAAGUAUGUUGACACGCUAGUUCAGGCUCCUCCAAUUGGGUCUUGUCUGCCAGUUCCAGAUUCUACGGAUUUGGAUCGUAUAAUUGAUGCAAUAGAACUUCCCUCAGUUGAGUAUGUUGACACGCCAGUUCAGCCUCCUCCAAUUGAGUCUUGUCCGCCAGUUGCAGAUUCUCCGGAUUGCUGUCAUUUAAUUGAUCCAAUAAAUUAUGAUCACGAUGCUAUAGUUGCUGCCCAAUUAAACUUCUUAAGACAGGUCCGCUCAGAAAUUAAAAACACUCGGCGUUAUUAUAUUAACCGUGGUGCAUUCAAUGAUCAGCUUCCAGCUUAUUAUACUUCCAACAAAAAGAUAAUUUGA
Molecule: messenger RNA, 1989 nt
Organism: Lathyrus sativus (Indian pea)
Lineage: Eukaryota; Viridiplantae; Streptophyta; Magnoliopsida; Fabales; Fabaceae
Source: the annotation of a GenBank genome assembly